AUAAGUAUGGAAAGAAAUCUUGAUUAAAUUAAUAAAUACUAAUCAAUGGAAGAUUAUCUCAUAAUCCCACGAGUAACGGACUCUUUCUGGUGAUGGUCCACUGUGUACUGUGUCGUGGCCCUCUUCUCGCUAUUUCCGAUAUUUAAUUUAAAUAUAUAAAUAUAUAUGUGGGAAUCGAAUUAAAGGGCACAAUUAAGGUAGAAGAAGAGAGAUAGAGUCGGCGCUUUUUUCUUGGCUGUAGGGAGUACAGAGUGAGAGAGAGAAGAGCACAUAUCUCAAGUCAAGCACAAAACACUUACUGUACUGUAUUUUGUUUAUUAUUUUAUUUUAUGUCUUUGUGUAUAAAUUUUUGGAGAAUCUGAAGUCCGAAGAUUAGUCGAUCUCUGGGGUAACGGCUAUUUUUUCUUUUUAUGAUAUUGAGGGAGAACAAAGUUUGAUUUGGUUUUUAAGGCUACCUUUAGAGAUGGAUUGUAACAAUGACGGUAAUACUAGACAACAUUGGGAUUGGCAAGGUGAGGAAUAUUGUAGCCAAAAGGAUUCCAAUUAUGAUGUAUCUCAAUGUAUAUGGAAUGAAGUGGCUUUGAAUGAGGAAGAUCUCUCCUACAUGUUAGAUGAAACAACCCCAGUCAAGUCUUGCGGGGAUUUGGCUUACCACAUUAAUCAUAGCGAUAGCAUGGACAAGGAACCAGCAGAAAAAAGGGACUCAUUUUCUCAGUUAAAGAGACGCCGAAUGCUACAGUUUGAUACUCAACCAGGAGAUUCCCCCUUUUGCAAUGAAGAUAUAUCGUCUGUAUUUCUUCAAUCAAAUGAGAGGGAGGACUCACUUGAAGAAGUUUUACCUCAAGCAUCAGAGUGGCUUCCUGGGUUUUCAGAUGCAUCUGCCUCCAGUUAUGAGGUCCUGGAUCAGUCCUCUGAGGGAUGGCUUGCUGAAUGCCUUAAUGACACUGAGAUGCAUUUGAGUCCCAAUGAUAUGAAUUUUCCUGGAGCAUCUGAUGUUCAAAUUGAUAUUUCAGAGUUCUGCAAUGGUCCAGUUGGGAAUGAAGCCAGUGUAAUUCAAAAGCGUGUGACCCGAACUCCCCGGAAUGUAGUUUUUAAAGGUAAGAAGUCUUUCAUACGAACCCCCACUAAGUUAGCUUCUUCUGUGGUCUAUCCGUUUGCAUUCAUCAAACCUUGUGGGUUCCAUGGAGAUGUUACAUUGAAGGACAUAAAUCAGCGGAUCCGCACGCCUCCACCAUCAAAAUCAAAGCAAAAUGAUGAAGAUCCUACUGCUUAUCCAACUUCGGCUUUUUCUGGGAAGCCUGUUGUUGGCAAAACUAAAAUUCGUACUGAAGGAGGAAAAGGAAGCAUCACAAUUAUGAGAACCAAAGGUUGAGUAGAUAAUUGUCUUUUUCUGGGAAACCUGUUUUGCAGCCCGAUGAACUCAUCCCGAUGUGCAAUGGGGCCGAGUUCUUCUUAACCUUGUUUUUAUGCUCUGUAGAAAUCUCGGGCCUUCCAAAGUAUAGGUGUUGAUAGUGGAUUUUUUCUUUUUUUUUUUUUUUUUUUUUUUUUUUUUUUAACCU
Molecule: messenger RNA, 1559 nt
Organism: Jatropha curcas
Lineage: Eukaryota; Viridiplantae; Streptophyta; Magnoliopsida; Malpighiales; Euphorbiaceae
Gene: XRI1
Product: x-ray induced transcript 1
Biological process (GO): female meiotic nuclear division; male meiotic nuclear division
Source: RefSeq, a predicted model, not a curated record